Molecule: messenger RNA, 8024 nt
Organism: Meleagris gallopavo (turkey)
Lineage: Eukaryota; Metazoa; Chordata; Aves; Galliformes; Phasianidae
Gene: BCAT1
Product: branched chain amino acid transaminase 1
Biological process (GO): L-valine biosynthetic process; L-leucine biosynthetic process
Cellular component (GO): mitochondrion
Molecular function (GO): branched-chain-amino-acid:2-oxoglutarate transaminase activity
Source: RefSeq, a predicted model, not a curated record
UGUGGGGAUCGGGCGGCGCGCGGUCCGCAUCGCAUCGCGCGGGGAGCGGCGCCGUUCGGCAGCACCAUGAAGGGCUGUCAGAACAAGUGCAUGGCUGGAGGGUGUUCAGAGGAAGCAACAAAGCACGUGACUGAAUCUUUCAAGGCUUCAGACUUGAUCAUCACCCCAGCUACGACUCUCAAGGAAAAACCAGACCCCAGUGGUUUGGUAUUUGGAACUGUGUUCACUGAUAAUAUGCUGACAAUUGAAUGGUCCUCAGCUUCAGGUUGGGAGAAACCUUGUAUUAGACCACUUCAGAACCUCUCCUUGCAUCCAGCCUGUUCUUCUCUGCAUUAUGCUACUGAAUUGUUUGAAGGAUUGAAGGCCUACCGUGGAGUGGAUGGCAAAAUCCGCCUGUUCCGGCCAGGCCUCAACAUGGACAGGAUGGCACGAUCAGCAAGACGAAUGACUCUGCCGUGCUUUGACCAGAAUGAGCUGUUAGAGUGCAUCCGGAAACUUGUGGAAGUGGAAAAGGAGUGGGUCCCAUACUCAACUGCUGCUAGCCUGUAUAUCCGUCCUACCUUAAUUGGAACUGAGCCUUCUCUUGGAGUGAAGAAGCCAACUAAAGCCCUCCUGUAUGUCAUACUGAGCCCUGUGGGUGCUUACUUUUCAAGUGAAUGCUUUGAUCCAAUAUCAUUAUGGGCAGAUCCGAAAUAUGUAAGAGCCUGGAAAGGAGGAACAGGAGACUGCAAAUUGGGAGGGAAUUAUGGUUCUUCUAUUUGUGCUCAGCAAGAAGCCCUGGAAUUAGGCUGCCAGCAGGUUCUGUGGCUGUAUGGAGAAGAUCACCAAAUAACCGAAGUUGGAACAAUGAAUCUAUUUCUCUACUGGGUAAAUGAAGAUGGAGAAAAUGAACUGGCAACUCCACCUUUAGAUGGCAUCAUCCUUCCAGGAGUGACAAGACAAAGCAUUUUGGAUUUGGCAUGCAACUGGGGAGAAUUUAAAGUGUCUGAGCGUUACAUCACUAUGAGUGACCUGACAGCUGCCUUGGAAGAGAACAGAGUGAAGGAGAUGUUUGGGGCUGGAACAGCUUGCAUUGUAUGUCCUAUCUCCAAAAUUUUGUAUAAGGGCAAGCAUUUGCACAUUCCAACUAUGGAAAAUGGACCUCAGUUAACCACCCGGAUCCUGAAUAAACUGACUGAUAUCCAGUAUGGAAGAGAAGACAGCGAUUGGACAGUGCUGGUGUCAUGAAGGUGGAAGAGUUCAGACCCUCCAGACAGAAUAAACACAAAUAAUGAUAAAUGUAGCUGCCCAUGCGUAGCCUAGUUUCUGCAUCAGUUUGCUCCCUGGGAUGAUUGUUUCCACAAUCCAGUGAAUAUGAACACAAUCAUUUUGUUUUCUACUGUAAUCUUGUUAGUAGAAACCUGUCUUCUUGGUAGAGGUGCUAAAUGUUAGCAAUAGAACUUUCCUGACGGUUUUCUUAGUGCCUCCUUGUGUCUUAUGUACAGUCUAAAAACUUGUAAAAUGCUCUUCAACUGCUCUUCAGUUUGUUUGGUUUAUUUUAACUGCCAUCGCCAGCAGAGCAAGUUGUAUCAAGCAGAGAAAUUGCCUGUUAGUUGUCCACAGGGUUCUAUUGCCAUUAUUCUGCCUUUUGCUCUGUGUUCAAAAAACAAUUAAGUUUAACCACAUGCUCUGUCCUUUUCUAACCUGCUUGUAUGAGAAUUCCUGAAUUUUCGUAGCCUCACAGAUUCCUUCAUCCAUAUUCUGUUAGAUAAUGACUCCACCCUGUAGCCCAGAUGCUUAGCAUGGAUCUAGCAUGCAACAUCUACUUGUUGGCCUGCUACUUUUACCUCUGUGGAGAUAAGCAGAGACUGAUAGGGCAGGACAUACCUCACUAGCAGUUGAAUACAUCCUUCAGUACACGAUGUCCAGGGCUGAGCCAAACCAUACUGACACCAGAAUUGCCCUUUGUCUGGCAUAGCAGAGAUCUGGGAGCUGCUGACAUAGUGUCGCCUUCUGGGUGAGCGCGUUGAAAACACAAUUAAACAGCUGUGCUUGUAGAAGUUGAACCACUCUUCAUUUGGUUGAAGCAAGAGCGACCAAGCCUUUGGAUUGAGGAUCAAUUAAAUGGAUUUUCCUUCAACAUCCAGCCAACAUGAUUUAGAUCAGUAAAAAGUUUUCUUGUUCCCUUCACCACUCACAGGGCCUUUCUGUUUAAGGAACAAGUCAUGUUGUCAGCAGAAGUUAUCUGGCUCAAGGAGGAAAGGGAUUUAAUUCAACUUCUGUUUUUCAUUUUGAUUAAGUAUGAAGUUAUUCAUAUUCUGCUGCUAUUUGGGCUACAUGCUCUAUAUUACUUCUGCAGUGAGGGAAUUAACUUCUGCAAGGGUUCACUAAGAAAUGGCCUGCAAUAUUUAUUAGCUUUCUUUUUUUGCACAUGGAUUUGUCAAAUAGCUUUAGGAUAUCUCUAGCCAAAAAAGAUCGCUAUAUUCUCUAUCAAUAUUCCAAAGUGCUACUUCAGUGUAAAACUGGUGGAACUUCUCUGACACUAACAGAGUUCUAUAAGAAGUGAAGGUAAAACGUGCUUUGCAGUUGGGAUACACCAAUAUUAAGGGAAAUUCUUAGCACUUUAUUUUACUUUUUUUUAAAGAAGAUUCAACAGUAUUUCUCUUGCUUUAUAGAUUCUUUGUAAUUACUGACAUUCGUUAACAUAAUUUAAAAAAGCAAAACAUAAUUUCUAAUAGACCACCCAUGCCUUAUUACAGCUGUUGUAGGAUCAUAAUGUAUGGCGCUUAUGUUUAGGUUUUUUGGUGGGGGUUAAAGACAACCCAUACUUAGCCAUCAGUUACUUUGCUUCCUCAAAUCAUGACUUUUGCUGUCUUUCACAGUGACCCAAUCUGAUUUUUUUUAAUGAAGAGCAGUUGGAGGUUCUCUUUGGUAAUGUAACUACUGUUAAAUUGUUGAAGAGUUUUCUCUUUAGAAUACAACUGCAAGCACAAAAUUUUGUUUCACAGUAGCAAUAGUACUGUGUGUUCACUUUUCUGACCAUCUGAAUCAGUAUAGUGUGCUGGUCUUUGUUCAGUAUCUUUAAUAUGUGCUACAAGCUGCUAGUAGUUUUCCAUUUUUCUUUAAGAAGAUGUGUGGAAAAAUAUGUCAAGGUGCAGAGUGGGGUAGGGAGUUUUAUCCAAUGAGGCAACUGUCGUAACUAAAGAGUGCCUUUAACGAAAGCAUGGCAUGGAGCUUUCUAUUACUGAAGUAUACAGUCCAAAUCCUUAUAUUCAUCUUGAAUUCAGCAGCAUAAGGAAAAGUUGUAAUAAUCUAACUUCAGAUGCAUGGAAAAGUGGAGUAUGAUACCUUCACAUCACAAAAUCUUGGUAGAGUUGAUGGGUAUCUCGUAUCAAAAAUCCCCAUGAAGGCAUGAGUGUACCAAGGUUAAUCUAUUCACUAGUCAGAAUGAGUAAGGACCAGUUUGAAGAAUUAUUUUACUGUGGUGCAGAACUUGAAAGUUAAUGUAAAGCUCUUCUUAAAUUGGAUGCAAAUAAUUUAAUGUGAGGAAACAAAAUAGUUUCACUUAUUUGGUUUGCACUGCUGCCUGUACUGACCAGGGAGACAUCUCUCCUUUUGUUGCACUUAUUGAACUGAUGGAGACUUCAGAAUUAUAAAGUUGAACCUGUAAUGACCCACAGAAAUGCACAGGCUUUUCUAGCUGCAAGAAUUAAAACAUAGUGUAUGUAUAGUCAACUGUUCUUACCAUUUGGUUACUUGCUUUAUUCUGGCUGUCAACUCAGCAUUGUGGUUGUUGCUAAAUCCAAGUGGAUAGAUUCUAGAUUUUAAACUUUAAAGCCUAAAUAAAGGGAGAUGUCAGGUCAGCACCACACAGGAAAUUCUUCUUGCAUGCUGUCCUAUCCUGCGUUCUGCCAUUGUUUUUUAUCCUGUUAACCAAAGGAAAGAAAUAAUAUGUGUAAAUAAUUGUGUUUGGUAUUGUGUUCUUCCUAUUUUUGCCUGUAAGAUUUAGGAGGGAACUGUGGUAUUCCCUGAGCUAGUAAUAGAUUGUAAAAGAACAUCUGCACAUCUGUCUUCCAUGUGCCCUAUUUGUUUAAUUGCAGUGAAUUUACAUAGAAAGUGAAUAGUACAUCAUAACUAGGCAAUUAUCCAUUCUUACUCAGUUAGUUAUGGUUCUGUUAAUUGAUCAUUUAAGAUUUAAGAUAAUCUAACAUUAGAAUUUGAGAUUGUUCAAAGAAGAUCAACAAAUUCAUGUUGUUGUCUGAUAUUUGCAUAAUUGGUUACAAUUAUUUAAUGUCUAGCUGGAUUGAUCAGUUGAGACUCAGCCUUUUCACAUUUGUGUUUUACAAACUCUGAUCCUUUAAAAUGAUAAUGAUGAACUCUAAUUUUCAUCUUUCUUUCCCCCUUCAGUGUUUUGAUUAUUAUUUUCAUUAUUGAGAGUGUCCUUAAUUUUCAUUUUGAUGAAUAUGAUUUAUGCUUGGGAAGGAAGUCCUUCAAAUGAGAAAACAUUUCAUAAAAUUGGCAUUUCAUACAGGCCAUUCUGAUGCCAAGAGUUACGGUAUCAGCAAUUGGUGUUACUUAACUAGAGCACUAAUAAAGGUCCUUGCUUAGAAUAGAUAAUCUGUUCAGCCCAUAGUGGUGCAAAGCAAACGUGACUUUUCUGGGACAUAGAAAGGAAAUCUGACAAGACAAAAGCCAAGACAGUGAGAGAUCUCUCUACCCAGCUACUUUACACCUGUCCAACUAUCUCAAUCCAAAAAGCAGUUAUCCUCCAUUGCGCUUUCUUAGAUAAACUCUUGUCUGGGUUGUACCUAAUUCAGUAGGGAGAUAUAAAUUGAUCAUUCCUGUAUACUGUAUACUUACUUUUCCACAGGUACUAUGGCUGUGCCAGACUUUUCUCUUUGCACAGGAAUCACCCUACUAAUAGUUGUAACGUCCCAGUGGCAGGCUUGUAUACUGAGAGGUGGGCAGGCAUAAAUGUUGGCUGAGUACACCCUGAAUCAACCAUUCUUUUCUGUCUUUUUCUCUUUUCCACAUAGAUUUGCAAACCCUUUUCCCCUUACUAUCGUGGUGUCACAUAAUUUCAUGGUUAUAAGGACUAAUUGUGCAUUAGUUUUAUUUUUAGCAGUGGUGACAAUUUACUUAAAAAAAAAAAAAGUGUUCAUCUUACAGGUGUGAUCAGGGAUCAGAAUUGCGCUUUACAAUCUGAACAUGUAAUGACUGAACAGACUGACACUGACUUUGUGACCCUGAACAAAGAAGUUCUAAUUUCUUUGUAAGUGCAGAGUAGUAGUAAUACCAAUCAUAUUGCUUUUAACUCUAAUCCAAAGUUAUUUAUUACAGAACAAAUAAGUUUCCCAGAAAGCUUUCUAAGCAGCAGAGAAUGAUGCCAAGUACAGUACAGUACUUCUAAUGUAGAAUCAUUAAACUGCAACUGUUCUGAAGGGACACCUUGUCACGUAGCAUUGAGACAGACUUCUUUAAUUAUCUCGGCUACAAAUUUUGUGAAUUGCAUUCUUUAGCAAUUAGGAGAUAUCAAGCCUCUGUUUUACUGUGUUUUAUCGCUACAUUCAAAAUUUGUAAAAAUAAUUUAUAAGUCUUGAAUCAUUGUUGAGCUGAGUCACUUCUUAAUAAAUACGUCAAUAGUUGUAGUCAUAAUAGCAAAAUAGAUUACCAAUAUUGCAUUGGUGGAAAACCAUGUUGCUGCUGUCAUUCUGCUUAUGCCUUGCUUUCAGCCUAAUAGUUAUUUGGAACUAUUUUCUCUUAACCAUGCAAAAUCUGAGUGCUGUCUAUGGCAAAAUUGGCAAAUAUGUCUAACUUCAUUAACAAAACUUCUGCAUUACUUUGAGCUUGACCAGUCAAGUACAUUAGGACCUAGCAGGUGUGCAACAAUACUGAAUUAGAGUAGUCAAGCCUUAGACAUAUAACAAAAUUAUGGCAUUAGUAGCUGAGAUGGAAAUAAAUAUCUUUGACCACAGUAGCAAGGUUUACCAUACCCAACAUUUCUAAAAAUAGUGGUGUUCAAAGUUAUUAGUAGAAAUAGUAUAGCUAAAUCUUUGUGCCUGUCUUUGGACACGAACUUACACCAUUUUUGCUUAUCACAAAACUUAAUUUAUUGUGUCUUAUUUCUAGCACAAUUCCUAAUUCUCAUGCCAUGCUUUAAAAAAAGAAAAAAGAAAGCGUUUCACGUGAACAGGAGGAUGUUAAGGAGAAUUUAAGACCUUUUGUAAAGAAUUUUGAAACUCUUUAAAAUAUCUUCCGGAUAAAGUUAAGGUAGGAGAAGACGACUUUAUAGAAAUAAGUAUACACCAUAGUGUACCGAAUGAUUUUCCAGUGCUUUGGAGUCCCUCACAUUAUGUUUCAUCCUCUUUUCCAGGGUCUGUUUUGUUAUUGACCAAAGAGAUGCGCAGGGAGAAGUAGAUAAAAUAAGCUUAGUGCUUUUUUUCUCCCAAGCAGGAGUCGGGAAAGUUUCUAAGAGCUGGUUCUCUUGAUAUUGCUAACUCUUUAGGACUCGAUUUUCUCAUGCUUGUAGCAGACAUUUUAGGUGUGAGAUGGAAGAGCUCAGAAGUUAUCUCAGGCAGUACUGACAUGAGGAAGCAGAUCUGUUUCCACUUUAUGAUCACAGUGAUCAAGAUACGAAUGGUAAGAAUUUCGCAUCUUUUUAAUAAAAAAUUGCUUUUCAUUUUAGGGCUGUGACACAGUGUCACUGAACUAUUAUCUUACAGUAUUAUAUCUCAAGAAAUUACAAGAAGAAUGCAAGUGUUCCUUUUAUUAUGUGAUCACCUUCCUUUAUGCCAAAUCUCUUCUUCGUUACGAUUUGGUCUCUGCUAUAACUGUGGUCUUUUCAGGUGAAAUACCAGAUUUGUGUUUUUUUUUUCUCUCUACUAUCCAGUUUUGGUGCCUGCUGGAUUAUUUUGAUAAGUGUAAAGUACUGGCAGCAAAUACCAGAGCAAAAAGUGAAAUGGAAGUCUUCUGCCUCCAGAGUAGAUGUGCUAGGAAUUAGUAAAAUUAUCUAUCUCCUUACUUCAGUCAAAAUGGAAGUUCAGAAGAAUAUAAUUACCAUUCCACUGAGUCCAAAACAGAGACUACCCAGGUAUACCAAAUGCCUAGCAGCAUGGUAGAUUUCUGUUCAUGAAUGCUCCUAUUCAGUUGCUUAAAUGCUUACAUCUGUGCCUAUAUUUUCAUAAUUUUACCCCUCGUAGCAUAGCUGAAACCUGCAACACACUUCUAUAUGCCAUGAAACCAUAAAAUAAUAGAUUAAAACAAACAAGUAUUGCUCCAGACCAUAUAAAACCGAGACACUGUUUUCUACAUGUCAGUGGCCUAUUUUGUUCCUGUAAUUUCUGUUUAUCUUCUAAUGGCCUAAUAGCUGACAGGACCUACGAGUAGAAGACCAUUAUUUCUGUCCCAUACAUGAGGAUGUUGACAAAGAACGAACCUAUUCCUUCUGUCUCCUGGAAAAUGGCUUUUAUGCUAGCUGGUGUCUACAGUAAAGAGUGACAGAAUGUCAGAUGUUCUUUGCCAUGAUGGAGACUUGAAGCUAUUUUAAACUAUUUCUAUCAGGCCAGUACAUUUGGAAAGAUAAAAGUCCCAGUCUACCUGACCUUCAAGGCAUUUAGAAGGAUGCAGUAGUAGUUCUUGGAAUGUAGCAUGUAAGCAGUGGGAAAUUAGCAACAUAAGGGUGAGAAGUAAACACCUCUGAAGGGUCUCUGUUGUUUUAAAUGUUAAAGUUAACAGGGUAUUUUACAAGGAUCUGAGCAUAUAAAAGCAGUAAAGGGCAGAUGUGUGAGAAAAUACUGGAUAAACUAAAGGAAACUCUACCUCAUUCUUCUCUAAAGGUUUUGUAGAAGCACAAUUAAACACUCCUAACGGCAUUGUUACAUACAGACCAUCUGGCAUGAAAGAAACACUUUAUAUUUGUAUGUCUAUAAAUCCUGUAAUAACUGUAUUUUGCUGGCAGUAGAAACAGUCUAUACUAUUUGCAGUUUUCCUCAUCAAAUCUGUAAUUAUGCAAUGUUUCUGUCUUCAAUAAAGGAAUUUAAUGGGCA